AUGGGGCCGGGAGAUGAUGCAUUGCAUGGGGACAGCAAGGCAGGAGCACCAGCAGGCUCAGCGGUGCGCGAGAACGAGGGGGGCGAGCAGCAGGCGUGCGAGGGCAGGGGGCUGUCUCUGGAGCAGUUUGAGGUGGUGCUGCGGCGAGUGGAGGGGCAGAUGAAGACCCUGCCACGGCACGGCACUGGUGGCGGCGCAACAGGGGCAGUACGUGGCGCGCUGCUUUAA
Molecule: messenger RNA, 228 nt
Organism: Closterium sp. Naga37s-1
Lineage: Eukaryota; Viridiplantae; Streptophyta; Zygnematophyceae; Desmidiales; Closteriaceae
Source: the annotation of a GenBank genome assembly